GUUUGUUUACGUUUGCCGAUUUCGUUGUGUUGUUUAUUACAAUGGCAGCUACUCUAGACGAUGAAUCGCCACCAAAGCCGGCUUUCGCGAAUGAGGAGGACCCUCUUGCUGAAGAGCGACUGGGCUAUGUCCGCGAAGUUGGCGCUCAGGCGGUUUGGAGCUUGUCGUCGUGCAAGCCAGGAUUCGGUGUUGAGCGAUUGCGUGAUAACAUAAUGGACACCUACUGGCAAUCAGAUGGACAGCUGCCGCAUUUGGUUAACAUCCAAUUCCACAAGCGCACCAACAUCAGCCAGAUCUAUAUAUACACCGAUUACAAGCUGGACGAGAGUUACACACCAUCGCGCAUUUCAAUACGCUCCGGCACAAACUUCAAUGAUUUGCAGGAGCUGCAAGUGAUCGACUUGACGGAGCCGAAUGGUUGGGUGCAGAUUCCCAUUAAGGAUGGUAACGUGAAGAGUCUGCGCACGUUUAUGCUGCAGAUUGCAGUAAUCUCCAAUCAUCAGAAUGGUCGCGAUACUCACAUGCGCCAAAUCCGGGUUCAUGCUCCCUGUGGUGGUGAGGGAAAACAUUAUCCGCUGGAAUUGUUUGGCAAAUUCGGCACUGUCGACUUUCAAAAGUUUGCAACCAUACGUUAAUUUCGGAUAACUAUUAAAAGACACAUUAACGUUGGCAAUAGGUAAAUAAAAGUAUCUCUCUAGUAUUAAAUCCCAAA
Drosophila innubila is the source of this 712-nucleotide messenger RNA. It is a transcript of the gene APC10, whose product is annotated as anaphase-promoting complex subunit 10. The coding region runs from base 42 to 635 and encodes 197 amino acids. The record is from RefSeq and is a predicted model, not a curated record. The transcript has 2 exons. Gene Ontology annotation, cellular component: anaphase-promoting complex. Gene Ontology annotation, biological process: anaphase-promoting complex-dependent catabolic process; protein K11-linked ubiquitination. NCBI's taxonomy places the organism in Eukaryota, Metazoa, Arthropoda, Insecta, Diptera, Drosophilidae.